Molecule: messenger RNA, 1009 nt
Organism: Arabidopsis arenosa
Lineage: Eukaryota; Viridiplantae; Streptophyta; Magnoliopsida; Brassicales; Brassicaceae
Source: the annotation of a GenBank genome assembly
AUCUUCAGUUUCGCUCUCAAUAACCCUAGAUUUGACUGUUGUUAAGAAACUCUAACUCCUUCAUCAACGUUGUUAGAAAUUCUUUGUAAUAAUCGAGUUUUACUCAAAGAUCAAAAAAGAAACUUGUUCUUUUCCCUUAUGUUUUGCUUACCGCUUUAUUGUGUCGGAUCAUUUGAUAUUAUUUUGGUACCAACUUGUGUAUUAUAUAGUCUUAUGAUAAUAGCAAGGAGAUGGUUGGAAACUCGUUAGCUUCACCUUUGGCAACAUUGGGUUCUGCCAAAUGCUUUCGCCAUCCUGCAGCUGAUCUUGUAACAUACACUAAUGUUUUACCAUUGAGCCUGAACUCGAACUCGUCGUGUCAUGGUGUGAUUGGAGGAGUAAGGACAUCUCUUGUUUCGCGAAAGAAAUGGAUAGUCUUUUGUUCAACAACACAAGUGGAAACAUCUAGUGAAGAUCCAAAGACAUGGGAAGAAUGCAAAGAAGCUCUGUCUUGUUUUGAUUUCAGUGUAGAGGAGAAAGACAAGAUACUAGGAAAAGCGUUUGGUCAUAUCCACUCUCCGUACUGGACCGAAGAACGAGUGAAAGAGAAUCCGAAAGUGGAAACUUUAAAUCAAAUACUGGAGUUUCUUAGAAGUCUCGGUUUAUCAGACGAAGAUCUGCAUAAGGUGAUGAAGAAAUUCCCGGAAGUACUUGGUUGCAGUCUUGAAGAGGAGAUGAAACCAAACAUUGGGAUUUUGGAAAAGCAAUGGGGGAUUACGGGUAAGCAACUACGAAAUCUGUUGCUUCGGAAUCCGAAAGUGUUGGGAUACAAUGUGGAUUGUAAAGGAGAUUGUGUUGCGCAAUGCACUCGGUGUUGGGUUCGGUUUUAGUGUCGAUUCUUCAAGUUGAAUGAUCGUUGAUAUUGUACCUAUUUGAAUGUUAGCUUAGAAUUAGAGCAAAAGCUGAUUUGUAUCUAGUCCUCCGUCUUCUUGUUUCAUCACAGCCACCUAAAUAAACAAUCAUGGAUCUU